AUGCUCGAACUACUUUCUUCCUUGUCGGCAAUCCCUAUACUGCCCCUCAUUCUCAUCUCAACAGUCUUCUACCUAGUAGGAAUCUCAGUAUAUCGUCUAUACCUGCACCCACUCUCCAAAUUCCCCGGUCCCAAACUCGCCGCCCUCACACUCUGGUACGAAAUCUACUACGACGUCUACCUCGACGGACAAUACCAGUUCCACAUCAAAGAACUCCACAAAACCUACGGCCCCAUCAUCCGCAUCAACCCCUUCGAACUGCACAUCAACGACCCGUCCUUCUACGAAGAAGUCUACGCCUCGGCGCCCCGCAAGCGCGAUCGCUCGGAAUGGGUGAUGCGUGCGACGGGCUUCUCGGAUGCGUUCUUUGCUACGGUGCCGCAUGAGCUGCACAAGGUGAGGAGAGCGGCUGUUGCGCCGUUCUUCUCGAAGGCGAAUGUGAGGAAGUUGCAGCCGGUGCUGGAUAAGGUGAUUGAUGGGAUGUUUGGGCAGUUGAGGUUGUUUUUGGGGAGUCGGCAGGUGGUGAGGUUGGAUCAUAUGACGAGUGCUUAUGCGAACGUUGUAGAUAUUGUGAUGGAGUAUUCCUUUGCGAGGAGUGAAAAUAGGAUUACGAAACCAGACUUCGAUCCUGGAUACCAUGAGGCUAUUGCUGCUGGAUCCUAUGCCAACUUCCCUAUCAAACAUUUCUAUUGGUUUUUCAAGCCUCUCCUCUCGUUGCCAGAGUUCAUUCUCGACAAUAUUCUUACUAACAAGAGACAGAUAGUCAAAGGACAGGCCAUAGCAGCAAUGACAGACGCCAAUACCAUGUCCACGAAAUCCAGCACAGCACACCCAACAAUCUUCCACGACAUUCUCUCGUCCAAACUUCCAGCAUCAGAGAAAUCAGUGACUCGUCUCACGCACGAAGCACACACCAUCAUCGCAGGAGGAACUUUCUCAACCGCCUGGCCAAUGACACUCGCCAUCUACCACAUGCUCAAACAACCUCUCCUCCUUCGCCGCCUGAAAGACGAACUCGCAGCCGCAAUUCCAGACGCCAGCACCACACACCAUGCUGACUUACACACAUUCGAAGCCCUCCCCUUCCUCACCGCAGUAGUAAAAGAGAGUCUCCGCCUCGGCUACGGCACCACGCACCGCUUGGCACGGAUAGCAACCGAAGAAGACAUCACUUACACCGACGCCUCGUCUCCCGAGCUCUCCAAAAAAUACACCAUUCCCCGCGGAACGCCCAUGGGGAUGUCGACCCUCCUCUUGCACCACAUCGAAAGCAGUUUCCCCAACUCCUACGCAUUCAACCCGGAGCGCUGGCUCGGAGCCGACGCUGCGCGCUCAGAGAAAUACCUGGUGUCGUUCUCGCGCGGCACGCGGAUGUGUCCCGGCAUCAACCUGGCGUACGCAGAGAUGUAUCUCAUUGUGGGGAGACUGUUCCGGUCUUUUGGCAGCGAGCAGGUGUACGAUGCGAGUGACGUGGGCCGGCUGCGGUUGUUCCAGACGACGGAUUAUGAUGUUGAGACGGCGCACGAUCGGAUGUUUGCUAUGCAGCAUUUGGACAGUAAGGGGAUUCGCGCCGAGGUGCUGCCAAAUUGAUAAGCUGGGUUGGUGUUGUAGGUGUAGGACGAGAAUAUGUUGUCAGCAGAGUUGUGUUGCACAGAGUGGAGUAGGUAGAUGUUGGCAAUAUUUCCUUCUCGUCUAAACUUCCUUCUUUGAGACUUAGUGCCAGAUGUUGGAUCUGCAAUUACAGUAAGAUUGGCUGUUAGCCGGCGCAUCAUCUCAUAGGGCUGCUGACUGUGCCCCUGCAUGGCGACGGAAGGCUUGGCUGAUUAGAAAUCGUCUGUCCGUGUAACAUGGCUGGGAUCUUUCCGUGACAAUGACUAUUGUAACCAAUACGGGCAACAAUAAUGCAACUUUAUGUACGGAGUAACUGGGGCCCGUUGUGGAACUUCUCAGUAUCUCUUGUGUUGCAUAAAAUAGUAGUGCAUGUUUCAAAAUUGUAAGCACCAGUCUGCCCCCACGUCAAACCACGAAGUGCCAAUAUUAUCCCGUCGAAGCAGGGACUUUCAUUCCCGCCUGGC
Molecule: messenger RNA, 2075 nt
Organism: Mollisia scopiformis
Lineage: Eukaryota; Fungi; Ascomycota; Leotiomycetes; Helotiales; Mollisiaceae
Product: cytochrome P450
Exons: 5
Coding region: 1-1590 (529 amino acids)
Molecular function (GO): iron ion binding; oxidoreductase activity, acting on paired donors, with incorporation or reduction of molecular oxygen; monooxygenase activity
Source: RefSeq, a predicted model, not a curated record